CAAUGGGAAUCUUCCGCGUCCAAAAAGGCCAGACAACCCACUAGCGAACUCGAAAACCUGAAGAAAAGACGAGAGUACCGUAACUGUCACUGGUUGGUCGAGGAAAGAUGAAGCCAAUGGUCCUGGUUACCCUGGCCACGUCGGCGCUGACGGCGCUGGUGGUGGGCAACGCGUACUCGCAGAAGCGGCAGUUUUACACCACUUUGGUCUACCUUCUCAACUCCAACAGGACUCUAGGGGUACUGUACGUGCAGGCUGCAGUGAUGCUGUGGGUUACAACUACUGUCGUCAAAAACCUGUUCUUUGGCACUCUAAGAGCUGCAGAAGUGGAGCAUCUGGUGGAGAAGUCGUGGUACAUGGUUCUGGAGACGUUCAUUCUUCUGGCUGGGUUCCACGAGGACAUGCAGGUUGGCUUCGUGACCACCAUCACCUUCCUCUUUGUGAUCAAGGCCUUCCACUGGCUCAUUGAAGAGAGAAUCAACUACAUGGAGCGAAGUCCUCUCAUUGCGUGGACGUUCCACCUCCGUGCAGUCUCAAUCCUCUUCCUGCUGGCAGCCAUUGAUCUCCUCUACAUUCGCUACUCCUGGGCCAGCCUCCGGACAAAGGGAGCCUCCGUUCAGAUUGUCUUUGGUCUCGAGUACACCAUAAUGCUGCUGGUGGGCCUCAAUACGUUCCUCCACUACGUCCUCCAUUCUAUCGACCUGCGCAGCGAGGACCCCUGGGAGAAUAAGACAAUCUACAUGAGAUACGUCGACAUUGGAGUCGGAUUUAUGAAGCUGUGUCUGUACAUGAGCUACAUGCUGUUCAUGAUGUGGAUCCUCUUCAUCCCUCUGCACAUCGCACGGCGCAUCUUCAUCACUGCCAAGCACUUUCAGAAGAGUGUGAACGACGUUCUGUCCUCUCACCAAGCCAUCAGGAACCUCAACACUCUGUAUCCUGAUGCCACCGAGGAGGAGCUGCGAGCGGCAAACACUGUCUGCAUCAUCUGCAGAGAGGACAUGCUCCAGCGCUGCAAGAGACUCCCGUGUAAACACAUCUUCCACACCAGCUGUCUCCGCUCCUGGUUCCAACGCCAGCAGAACUGCCCCACCUGCAGAAUGGAUGUGCUCAGCCACAGUGCCUCUCUGAGGAGGAACAGAAGACUGCAGCAGCAGCAGCACGGACCUCCGCAAGAUAAUACUGCCCAGGGAGGAGCUAACAACGGAGGUGAAGGAAGAUCAGAAGGCACCAUGUCACCGCCGGCACACCCUCACACCACUCCCCCUCCUCCACCCUUUCCGCCGGGGUUUCCCGCCUUCACCCCUUUCUCCAUGCCACCCUUUAUGAUGCAGCCACCAUUCGGAGGAGGAAUGGGAGGAGGAGGAUCACUGGCUGGUCUGACAGACGACCAGCUGAGGAGUCUGGAGGGAUUGGAGAGGGCCAACGUCGAGGCUCGCAUUGCAGUUCUGAGGAAUAUCCAGAGACUGUUGGACUCGGCGGUCACCCAGAUGGUGCAGUACUCCACUGUCAUGACCAACAUGGGUAAUGCAGUAUUGGUGUGUCAUUCUGUUUCUUCAGAGUUGCAGCAGGACCAGGAUUUCCUGGGCACCCCUAUCCUCCUGCCACUGCUGUUCCUAACUCCCGACCUCCUCCCACUGCCUCUUCACAGCAGUCACCUGCCCCUCCCCCUCCCCCUGCUAAUCCAGCCCCUUCGUCAACCCCUCCGUCUCCUCCGAGGCCCCUUGUUGAAGGGACAGAGAGAAUACAGCUUCACUGCCGGACAGCUGGAUCCACAGAAGAGCAGAGAAAGAGAAGAGGGAGAAGAGGAAGAGGAAGAGGAGAGAGAGGAGGGAGAAAGGAGAGGGCUCUUCACUGUUGGAGAGACUAAUUCUAGCUCUGCUAGUAUUGCUGGUGGAGAAGGAGGGAGUGGUGGUCCCGGGGAGGGCUCGCCCGCCGCUGUGGAUGAACUGAGACAGCGAAGGCUGCAGAGAUUUCACAGCUUGCCAGCUGUGUCCCAAGUAGCAGCAGCAACAGAGGACUCUAUGUCAUCAGCUAGCAAGACUGAUGGUCAUGGUGGGACUAACGGUUCCUCAACCCAAUCACCUGAAAAAGAACAGUAG
Messenger RNA from Geodia barretti, 2099 nucleotides. NCBI's taxonomy places the organism in Eukaryota, Metazoa, Porifera, Demospongiae, Tetractinellida, Geodiidae. The record is from the annotation of a GenBank genome assembly.